Oncorhynchus masou masou (cherry salmon) is the source of this 3667-nucleotide messenger RNA. RefSeq names its product amyloid beta precursor protein binding family B member 2-like. Lineage: Eukaryota; Metazoa; Chordata; Actinopteri; Salmoniformes; Salmonidae. Gene Ontology annotation, molecular function: transcription factor binding; amyloid-beta binding. Gene Ontology annotation, cellular component: cytoplasm; nucleus. The record is from RefSeq and is a predicted model, not a curated record. Gene Ontology annotation, biological process: regulation of DNA-templated transcription.
UAUUUACAGUAACAAAGCAAGUCAGUUAAAGAACAAAUUAUUAUUUAUGAAGACAGCGUACCACUGGCCAAACCCGGACAAUGCUGAGCCAAUUGUGCGCCUCCCCAUGGGACUCCCAAUCACGGCCGGAUGUGAUACAGCCUGGAAUAGAACCAGGGACUGUAGUGAUGCCUCUUGUGCUGAGAUGCAGUGCCUUAGACAGCUGCGCCACUCGGGGAGCCCCAUAACAGAGAUGGUAACAACACAGUACAUUUGCAAGAGGGACAACUAGUUACUAAAGCUAGCGCUGUGAUUGGAGCGUUUUGCUUCCGUAGCUGCGCAGACACGGAGAACCUCGCUGGAGCUGUCAUCUGGAAAGGGAGGAGAGGAACAGAAGAGAAGAACAAAAUAAACGCAGCGAGGACGCGAACACUCAAGAAAGAGUCAGAAGCUGUCUUCCUGGUGAAGCCAUAUGAUUGGCUGAAGCAGAACUUCUCUGUCUGUGAUUGGUCAUCGAGGGUAGACGCUGUGAUUGGCUGAGAAGUCCAAACAUGGACCCACACCAUCCUGGGGUUACCAACAAUCCUUAGCUCUACGGAGGCCCUGCCUCUUCGGUGAUGAUGUCAAUAGACGUGGCCAAUAGGAACGGCCCUGCCGUGACCCCUCCCGCCUCCCUCAGCCUUCGCUCCUCCCACAAUCGUGAUGUCAGUGGCGGUGAUGUCACCAGGCUGGGUUGGGCCACGUUUCCUAAGUGCCGUAAGAAGUAUUGUCUGACCAGCAUCCAGAAUGCAAUGGGGCUGAGUGCCGUAACUCCGUCGUCGUCGACUCCCAACAACCCCGAACUGGCCAAGAACGGGCUGAACGCCCUGCGCAAAGCAGCCGAACGACAUGGACAACAUGACCACAACAAGAACACAACCCCUGACCCCGACUCAACCACAGAGGACUGCAAUACAAACAAUGAAACGGUCAAUGAGGACAUCCUCACCAAGAUGAACCUCGACCCCGACACCAAGACACAUCUGGACCUGAAAACUAACGUGAACUCAGAUCUGGAAAGCAUCACGAAUGUGACAGACGACGGGGAUGACAUCAGCAUCCUGUCUGAGAAGGAAGUUGAGAUGAAAAUAGAGGAGGAGGAGGAGAGGAGUAGUAUAGAUGAGGAAGAGGAGGAGAGGAUAGAGGAGGACAAGGAGGAGAGGAUAAAGGAGGAGAGGGGUAAAGAGGAGGAGAGCAUAGAGGAGGAAGAGGAGGAGAGGAGGAUAGAGGAGGACGAGGAGGAGAGGAUAGAGGAGGAGAGGAUAGAGGAGGAGAGGAUAGAGGAGGAGAGGAUAGAGGAGGAGAGGGAAGAGGAGGAGAAGAUGGAGGAGGAGAGGAUAGAGGAUGAAGAGGAGGAGAGGGAAGAUGAGGAGAAGAUGGAGGAGGAGAGGAGGCCUCUGUUGAAGAGUGAGAACCAGGUCAAAGCUCCAGACCAGGGGAGCCACCCAGACCCCAGCUUUAGGCUCCUCAAAUCGGUUAAAGACUCUCCGUAUCCCCCUCCUCCAUCCACACCCAGACAAAGCAGUCCUGAAGAAACCCCUCCCCUCCCCUCCUCCUCUCUUCUGAGGCAGAAGGAUAGUGUUGUAGAGGUGAAGACAGACUGUGUUGUAAUCAGGAUCCAGGACAUGAACUCUCCUGGCGGGUCCUCUCUGUCUCAGGAGAACACCUCACCUCCCCUCCCAGAUAUCUGGAGUGAUCAUCGGGGCUGUCAGACAGAAGGGGACCUUCCUCCAGGAUGGAAGAGGAUUACAGACAAGGCUGAUAUCUACUACUGGCAUAUCCCUAGUGGAGCCACACAGUGGGAGAGACCAGCGCCCAGAGCCCCUCUCACCAGACAGGAGGGCUCUGGCCUGGGGGACACCACCUCAGCCUCCCCACCUCCAGACCACCAGCCUCGCUCAUCCUCUCUACAUGGACCUGAUCAUUCUGAACCUCACAUGGAAGAUGUCAAGAAGCAGCUGGGGGAUGUUGGAGCUGUGAGUGGGGGAAAGAUUGAUAGUAAGGUUUGGAAGGACCUGCAGGCGGCCACGGUGAACCCUGACCCCAGCUUGAAGGAGUUUGAGGGAGCUACGCUCAGAUAUGCAUCGCUACGGAUCCCUCUCCCACUGAAAGAGGAGGAGUCUAACAGUGACCCUGAGGCCAAGUGUUUUGCGGUGCAGUCUCUGGGUUGGGUAGAGAUGGCAGAAGAGGACCUGUCGCCAGGGAAGAGUAGCGUUGCCGUUAACAACUGUAUCCGACAGCUAUCCUACUGCAAGAGCAACAUCAGAGACUCGGUCGGCAUCUGGGGAGAGGGUCAGGACAUGUAUCUGGUUCUGGUGAACAACAUGUUGAACCUGGUUGAUCCUACGGACCGUUGUCUUGGCAACGUGCUUCAUUCUCAGCCAAUAGCAAGCAUUCGUGUCUGGGGGGUCGGACGUGACAAUGUCAGGGACUUUGCGUACGUAGCCUCCAGGGAUAAGGACACCAGGAUUCUGAAGUGUCAUCCACCUCAUCUCUCUAGUUGUGACACUCCAGCUAAAGCCAUCGCUACCAGCCUCCACCUCAUCUGCUCUAGGAUCAUGUCGGAGCGCAAGCAUGCUAAAGAGUUAUCAGGGGCGUUGUCAGGGGGCGUGUCUCUACACGACAGAAUGCAGUCAGGACUAGACCUCCCACUACAAGAGUUCCCCACUCCAAAGACUGAGUUGGUCCAGAGAUUCCGGCUGCUGUAUCUGGGAAUGAAGCCAGUAGACAGACCUAUAGGUAUGGACAUAUUGAACGGGGCCAUAGACAGUCUGAUUGGUUCUUCCAGUAGAGAAGAGUGGAAAGCUGUUAACCUCAACGUGGCCGAUGCUACCCUCAUUAUCAGCAACCACCAGGUGAAGGAGGAGGUGAAGGUGGAGGAGGAGGUGGAGGAGGAGGUGUUGGUAGAGUGCAGGGUGAGGUUUCUGUCCUUCAUGGGAGUAGGGAGGGACAUCCACUGCUUUGCCUUCAUCAUGGACGGAGGAGGACAACGCUACGAGUGUCACGUGUUCUGGUGUGAACCCAACGCUGGACAGCUCUCUGAGGCCGUACAGGCUGCGUGCAUGUUAAGGUAUCAGAAGUGCCUGUUGGCUCACCCACCCUCCCAGAGACCCCUCCCCUCCUGUGGCCAUGGCUCCUCCUCCCUGGGCAGCGGCGGUGGUAACCGCGGUAACGGCGGUGUGAAGAGAGGAGUGCUGUCCCUCAUCGACACUCUCAAACAGAAGGGACCGCUGCCCCACCAGAGUAACCACGGAAACUAAACUAACAUCGUGACUACGACCGCACACCCCGGUAACUAUGGGGGAAAAAACAACGCUGCACCUUGCUAACCGUGGAAAUCACUACUCUAACCCGGUCGAACUAUGGCAGCCAAACGUAGACCUCCUCCCAUCACCUCAACACAGAACUGUCUACCAGUCGGUGAUCACCUCAACACAGAACUGUCUACCAGUCGGUGAUCACCUCAACACAGAACUGUCUACCAGCCGGUGAUCACCUCAACACAGAACUGUCUACCAGUCGGUGAUCACCUCAACACAGAACUGUCUACCAGUCAGUGAUCACCUCAACACAGAACUGUCUACCAGUCGGUGAUCACCUCAACACAGAACUGUCUACCAGUCGGUGAUCACCUCAACACAGAACUGUC